Messenger RNA from Lathyrus oleraceus (garden pea), 2211 nucleotides. RefSeq lists its product as uncharacterized. Bases 1 to 2211 code for a protein of 736 amino acids. The record is from RefSeq and is a predicted model, not a curated record. NCBI's taxonomy places the organism in Eukaryota, Viridiplantae, Streptophyta, Magnoliopsida, Fabales, Fabaceae. The transcript has 2 exons.
AUGCCUAUACUGACUUAUGCACCCGCCAAUCCUGCACUCCAGUAUGUGCAUACAGGGGUACCUCAGGCCCCCAAUGCUCAGGAUGGAGGACAAUAUCCUCACUGGAUGCAUGUUGCUCAGACAGUGCCUUCGGGUUUCUCAUACCCACCUCAGAUGUUGUUCGCUCCAAACAUGCCUACUCAUAUAGCUCCCGAAACCUCUCGACCAGCCAGUCAGGUCGCUCCACCCGCUGCUAAUCCGGCCAGAACUGCAUAUUAUAUGUUGUUAGACGACAAAAUGAGGGCCAUUGAGGGUUUCUCGGACUUUGGUACCAAUGUUCGAGACCUCUGCUUCGUUUCGAACGUGGUACUCCCACAGAAAUUAAAGGUUCCAGACCUCCUGAAAUACAAAGGUCUUAGCUGGCCUCACAGUCACAUCACCAUGUACUGUAGGAAAAUGGCGUCGUAUAUCGACAAUGAUGACCUGUUGAUCCAUUGCUUCCAGUAUAGUCUAUCUGGGGCUUCCCUGGAUUGGUACAUGGGUUUGGAACGUACAAAGAUUUGGUCAUGGAGGGACUUAUCCGAGGCCUUUCUGAAACAAUAUAAAUACAACCUUGACAUGGCUCCGACAAGGCUUCAAUUACAAAAUCAAGCGCAGAGAUCUAAUGAAACCUUCAAAGAGUAUGCUCAAUGUUGGCGCGAAAUAGCGUCUAGAGUCCGACCAGCACUAUCUGAUAACAAACUAGUAGAUAUUUUCAUGGGUACACUCCAAGGGCUGUAUUGUGAGAAGAUGAUUGGAAGUUCGUCUGCAAACUUCGCAGACAUGCUAACUAUCGGUGAACGGGUAGAGAAUGGGCUAAAAUCCGGGAAAAUCACAGAUACAACCGCUCCACAGACAAUGAACAAGAGGCCGUAUGGGGGCUUCGCAAAAAAGAAAGAGGGGGAAGCAAGUGUUAUGAUGGCAGGUGCCCACCCUCAGUAUCAGUUUCCGAUGACCCUUAUGUCGUAUUAUCUGUAUCCUUAUGUCGCUGCAACUCAGUAUCAACAGCCGCCAUGUCAGUAUCAACCGCAGAAAGGCAAUCAACAAUCAACACCCGCUCAGAGGAGUCAAAACCAGCAAUACAAUCGUGACAACAAAGGACAAAGUCGAGCUCAGAAUAAUAGGAGCAAUUUUGGUAAUCGUCCCCAGAUCGAUAAGAUCCCAGUACCGUAUGUAGAACAGGUGCCAUAUUUGAUCCACGUAGGGGCUAUUAUACCAAGAGAACUCCCAGCAGCCUCUCCUCCCUUUCAUCGCAAUCACAAUCCUAACACCUCACGCGCUUCCCACGUAGGGUAUAUAGGACACUCCACCGAGGAUUGUUGGGAUCUCAAAAAGAGGAUUCAUGAAUUAAUUGAUCAAGAGAUCCUGACCUUCUCUGAAGAAAAACCCAAUGUGAAGACGAAUCCUUUGCCGAAUCAUGGUGGCGCAACAGUCAAUGUUGUGGUCAAAGAGGAGACUAACAAAUCCAUACUAAGGGCCGAAGAUGUGAAGACUCUGAUGUCAGUUGUGUUACAGAGAUUUGAGCAAUUUGGGUUUCUAUCAGAAGAGGUGGAAGUAAUUGAACCAAUAACAAUUGUGUAUAGAAAAAAGAAAGUUGAAGCUCCUCCUAAGAGGAUUCAGCCAAUUCAUUUCUGUGUUCCCAGUCUGUUUCCGUAUCAGAACACCAAGGCGGUGCCUUGGAAUUAUGAGACAACAACGUACUUGGGAGGGAAAGAAAUCCGUAUUCCUGACACUGAAAUCGUCAACAUCGCUGGAGCGGGAGACAUGACUCGCAGUAGCCGUGUAUUCUCUCCAAAAUACACUCCUAGGGUGUCUCUAGCACCCACAGUUAUCCCGCAUAAGGAGAAGGCCAUUCCUACUCUUACUCCGCAGGCAGGGGCAACUGUACCUACCACUCCGAACAUGACAACUACUCCACUGCCGACGAAGGUUAUUGACAAUAAAGCCGCAGAUUCAAAGGUGUCUAAGGGUAAAGGGCCGAUGGUUGAGAAUGAGCAAGUUGAAGAUCACAAGAAGAGCAUCACUUUUAAGGAAAGCCAAGAAUUCCUCAAAUUGAUCAAGAAGAGUGAUUUCAAGAUUGUCGACCAGUUGAACCAGACUCCCUCCAAAAUAUCCAUUUUGUCUUUGCUCUUGAGUUCUGAGGUUCAUCGUAAAGCAUUGCUGAAAGUUUUGAAUGCCGCUCAUGUGAUGUAA